CACAAACUUCUGUCAUUUUAUCUUCUGUUAGAUUAAAAAGGAAGAGAGAGAGUGACAUCUUCUUAAACCCUAAAACUUUCUCACUCUACACUUUGCUCCUCCGUAUUCUGUUCUCCACGUCGGGUUUUAGGUUUUUGGCAAGGGUCUCUCCUCGCAGUCGCUGCUUAAGAAAUGGGGAAGCUUGGAAAAAAGGCGAGGAAGUUUGCAAAGAAGAAUCUUCAGUCUGUUUUAAAACAAAGGCGGAAGACAAAGGCUUUCUUCAAGAAGAGAUCUUCUUCAAAAAAUGAGCAGGAUACUGUUGAAGACCGAGUGGAGGAUACAGCAGAGAUCUCUAAAACAAGAAACCUUGAAAGUGAAGAAACCAAAGAUGUUUCUCUUGAUGCAAUUUUUAGUGAAGAUGACACUAAUGUGGACGAAGAUGUUUCAGAAAGUGAUGGAUUUCUUUCAGAGGACUCAAGCUGUUCAGACAUUGCAGAAAGUGGGAGCGAGAGCAUUCUGGAAGGCAGCAGCAAGAGUAGUACAUUGUUGGCACAGAAUGGCAAAAUUCAUGAUGAACUUGCUACGCAGCAGAACAAAUUGGAUAGGUUGAAAAAGAAGGAUCCUGAGUUUGCAAAGUUCUUAGAAAGCUAUAAUGGGGGUGCUGUAGCAUUCAGAACUGAAGAUCGGUUAUCAGAUGAAGAUGAGAUGAGUAAUCAUGGCGUCCAGUCUGUGGAUGAAGAUGGCUUUGUUAUAAAAAAGAGAAAACUAUUGACGAAUUCUGCUGUUAAUUCUUGGUGUCAAUUAGUCAUGAUGGAGGAUAGAGAAUCUGUCCUUACUAAUCUCUUAAAUGGGUAUCGGGCUGCGUGCCAUUAUGGAUCUGAAUCACUCAGUAUCCAUGGUGCUGGGUCUUGUCAUGGAAUUCAGAACAGUGAAACGUUCUGCAAUAUAUUGAUGUUCAUGCUUCGAGAGGCUGAUAAUAUAUUUCGGGGGCUUCUAAAAAUAUCUCCAUCCGGUUGCAGGAAAGGGACUAUUUUGGAGUUGAAGAAUACUUCAAAGUGGAAAACACUGAGGCCACUUCUCAAGUCAUAUUUGAGGAGUACAUUAUUUCUCCUCAACGAGGUGACUGACUCUGGGAUAUUGGUUUUCUCCUUGACUCGUCUUAGCGCUUCUAUAAUAUUCUUUGCUGCUUUCCCGUCUUUGCUACGUAGACUCGUCAAGAUAGCAGUUCACUUGUGGGCAACAGGCAGAGGGGCUCUUUCAUCUUGUUCCUUCCUCAUCAUACGGGAUGCGGCUGUUGUGUUUACCUCAGAGUUCUUUGACAUCUGUUUAAUAAAAAUGUAUAAAUCCUAUAUUGCUCACUGCAAAUUUAUGGAACCCAUCAAUAUUGAACAUAUACAGUACCUGAGGAACUCCCUUGUUGAGGUAUGCUCUCUAGAUUUACAGAGAUCAUGCGGCAAGGCUCUUGUGUCUAUCCAGCAACUUGCUAAGAUACUGCAACAAGGUCUACAAACAAAGAAGGAAGCGGUUAAGAAGAUAUGCAGUUGGCAGUAUGUUAACUGUAUUGAUCUGUGGGUUAUGUUCAUAUCGGCCAACAUACAUGAUUGUGAUCUUCAGCCUUUGUUUUAUACGACUGUGCAGCUCAUAAAUGGAGUGGCUUGCCUGUUUACUGGGCCGAGAUAUUUCCCUUUAAGACUUAGAUGCAUCCAAUGGCUAAAUCAUCUCUCCAAUACUAGUGGAAUUUUCAUCCCUGUUGCUUCACUAAUUUUGGAUAUUUUGGAAUAUAACAUUGGGAAGGAGGCUGGGAAACCAGGAAAGGCCAUCAACUUUUCAUCUACCGUAAAGUUGCCAAAAUUUUGGUUAAAAUCAAGAGACUUCCAAGAGGAAAGAGUUUUAGCUUCCAUUGAACUUCUCGUUGUCCACUUUGCUCAGUGGAGUUACCACAUUUCCUUCCCUGAGCUAGCAACUAUUCCACUCAUCCGCUUAAGAAAGUUUCAUGAAGUAACAUCCAUUGAAAGUUUACGGCGUGUGGUGAAGCGUUUGAUUGAUCAGGUGGAGCUGAAUGUUGAGUUUGUGCAGAAGAAAAGAGAAGAAGUUGCUUUUUCACCAAAAGAUCAUCAAUCUGUUGAAUUAUUUCUUCAGCUUGAAUCCACCCUCAAAACUGCAUUUGCUCAAUAUUACAAAAGCAUUAUGGAAAAGGCUGCUUCAAGGAAUCUGGAUAGAAAUGGAAUUAUGAGUUCUACGGAGAAGAAAAUAUCAAAGAGGUGAGCGUGAAUUGUGGAGAAGAUUCAGAAAAGAAUAAUUUAUGUGGAUAGAAGAGAAGGGGGGAGGGGAAAGAAUGACCAUAAAUCAGAAGUUUAGAUGGGAACUCUUGAAGUUAUUUGAAAAUUUUGUAGAUGUAUGUGGCAUUCAUUUCAUUUAUGCAGUUAAAAUAUAUUUUCUAAGUAUGUUGAAUUGGCAAGACGGUUAUAUUGGACUUUUUUUUUUUUUUUUUUAGUGCAAUUCACUUAAUUAUUUUAUAUAUAAAGAUAUUAUAUUUGAAUAUUGGGUGAUGAUAUGCACGCCUGGGUUUAGUUGGA
Messenger RNA from Cornus florida, 2555 nucleotides. RefSeq names its product protein REBELOTE. The coding region runs from base 172 to 2244 and encodes 690 amino acids. The record is from RefSeq and is a predicted model, not a curated record. Gene Ontology annotation, cellular component: nucleolus; nucleoplasm; Noc2p-Noc3p complex. The transcript has 14 exons. Lineage: Eukaryota; Viridiplantae; Streptophyta; Magnoliopsida; Cornales; Cornaceae. Gene Ontology annotation, biological process: ribosomal large subunit biogenesis.